UUUUGCCUCGGCCGUUCAGAACAUUUGAAAUGCGUUGUUUGGAAUCAAAUUUUGCGACAUUCUAACGCAAUUAGAACUCUUACGAUGGAUGUAGAUUGCGAAUUAGAUGGCGAUCUUUUAACAAAAUUUAGUUGUUUGGGAACCACGGAUCACGAUGUUCUUAUUAAUGAACUUCAAAGACUGUUGGAUUUUCAACUCAACCCGUCAGGGUGCGCUUUCUUCCUAGAUAUGACAAACUGGAAUCUCCAGGCAGCAGUAGGGGCAUAUUAUGAUUUUAACAGUCCUCAAGACAAACUACCAAGUAUGGCAUUUAUCAGAGAUGUGACAAUUGGAGAGGGCGAGUCUGUCCCACCCAACACAGCCUUUGUGAAAACAUGGCGAAUUCAAAAUAAUGGCAAUACUCCUUGGCCAAAUGGAGUGUUUCUAAAAUACACAUCUGGUGACCAACUGGGUCCCGUAAAUUUGGUCUCUGUUAAAUCUUUGAGUGCUGGCGAAUUUUUUGACCUUAGUGUGAACAUGAUAUCCCCUGCAAAAACAGGCAUGUAUCAGGGUCAGUGGAGGGUGUGUACACCAUCUGGACAGUAUUUUGGGGAUGUUAUAUGGGUCAUUCUCUGUGUGGAUGAAGGAGGAUUGUUAGGACUCACACAGCAGCUGUCAUCAUUAGGAAGGGAAAUGAACUUUCAUGAAGGAUCCAGCCCUUCAUCACCCUCUGAUAAUCCUUUUGGACUUUCAACACCUAUAUCAAUUUCCCCACAACCUAUUUAUUCUGUUCCCCAUAACAGCCCAGCUAAUGGGGUUAUCCACGUUUCACCUGCUAGGAGAUCUCUUUUUAAUUCCACUGUCAAUGGAGAACAUGUAGAACCUCUCAUCACUCCUAGUAUACAAGUUGGAUCAGUGUUCCAUGGCAAAGAAGAGGAAACUUUAGUGAAUCAAUUAAGGGAUACAUCUCUAGUACAAGACUCAGACCUAGAUCAUUCAUAACAUUUGCAUUGCUAGUUGGUGUUUGAUAUUUUGAAGGUUGUAGGUCCUGUUCUGGGGUCAGAAUUAGACAUUCAAGGAGUAAAUUAAAUUCUUACUAGAGAUUUGAUUGCUCAAAUUUUGAUGAAUAUUCAAAGGUUGUAAACAGAUUUUUUUUCUCAAAACUGGCAGCUGAAAAGUCACUUCUAAAACUCUACACAGGAAUAUUUUACUAUAUAUCUCGAUUAGGUAGUCUGACAUAAUGUCAUUUAAUCAAGCUGAUAUAAUUUCAUUUGGCAUAUUGUUGUUUCAGCCAAAAGAACAAGGUUAACGUAAGGUAACUUAUCUAAUAUGCACAUGCUUUUGGUAUUUCUUUAACUCCCAAAUGUGAUUAACAUGUAUUUUCUCCCUAGAAUAUCCAUACAAUAUCCAUCAAACAGGUAAUUAGAAUACUUAGGCUUAUCAGGUGGAAGUUUUGUCUUUAUCCAACAAAAAAGUCUUGGAACUAAUUUUCAAGGAAAUGUGUAGCAACUGGAGAGGAGAACGAACAAUCGGAUCUUGGAAGUUUGAGGAGGGUAAAGUGGGGUUGGGGAUGGGAAGAAGACUGCAACAACUUGGGCUACACUUUGACAUCAACUAGGUAAAUGAAAAGUUCCAUUCAGUUGGUUUUUGUCUUUUGAACUAAAAAGCACAGGCAAAUACACCGAAUGCAAAUAUGGUGUCCAAUUUAAGUUGCCAUUG
Molecule: messenger RNA, 1698 nt
Organism: Stylophora pistillata
Lineage: Eukaryota; Metazoa; Cnidaria; Anthozoa; Scleractinia; Pocilloporidae
Product: protein ILRUN
Source: RefSeq, a predicted model, not a curated record